ACACAAUGCACACGUCAUUCAAACUUAAUCAGGAAGUUAAAAUAUUAACUAAGCUCAAAAGAGAAAUCUACACACGUUUACAAUUAUUCGAGAAAUUUACAAAUUACCCAAGUACUGAGUUAACGAUUCGCAUUGUGUUGCGUUUGUUCCGAUGUGAAAUACGCGAAAACACACACCGGAUAUUCAAAUAAUAACAUUGGUGUGACCUUGGAAUUGUUGUUUAGACAACGAUUUUUCAGAAAACCGGUAUAUUUCUUUACUUUACAACUUGUAAUGUUAUUUUUAUGAUAGAAGUGUAAUACGUUGUUAGAACAUACAGUAAACAUUCCACAAUGUAUGUAUCAAAAGGAGCAUUUGGAUUUCGAAAGUGGGAAAUCCCAAUAGAAAUACCAGUUGUACACACGGUUAUUUUACAUUCAGACAGUAUGUAAUCCAAACCAUUUGAACUGUAACUAACAUUCGUACAGAAUUUUUGGUCAUUACACAAUUGUUUUUGGCUUUAUUAAAUUAACUUCUUUGCACCGUCAAACAUAAAGAUGGAUAAGAAACAUUCGGAUUUAGACUCGCUAGUGGAAACAGACGAAUGCCCUACACAUAGGCAAGUGUCGGGUUCCAUUCUUACACCACAUCAUUAUUCAAAAGUAAGUGAUGAAACUAGGGAUGAAAGUAAAUCACACUUUAAAGAACAUUUAUCGGCUGAAAUCGAUCGUAGCAAAGAAAAAGAGCCACAACAACAGAAAGACAACUUCCAAGAAAUAGAAGAUGUAACACAGAGAUUUAGUGAUUUCGGCUUAAAUGACCGAUUAAUCGAACAUAAAACCGAGGAACUCUGUAAUGUCCACAAUGAUGAGUUAGACAAAUAUCACAUAAAAGUAUUCACUAAUGAUUGUAAAGACUCGCUAGCGGUAACAGAAGAAUGCCUUGCGCAUGAAAAUGUGUCGAGCUCCAUUCUUGGCGCACAUCACUUGUCAAAAGCCAGUGUUUCCACAAAGGGUGAAAGCGAGGAACACUUUAAGGAAGAUUUAUCCGAUGGAAUCGAACUUGGCAACGUAAAAGAGGAACAGGAACAACACGUAUUCACUAAUACAUGUCUAGAUGCGGACGGUGAUUCACCCCUCCAUUUGGCAAUCAUAUGUACAUAUUCAAUAGAACAAAUCUCAGUGAUAAUACAUACUGUUUUGAACAGAUUCCCUGAUCAUGAUGUUUUGAAUCAUCAAAAUUACCAGCACAGACAGACACCUCUACAUCUGGCAGUGCUUACAGGACGGACUGAUAUUGUGCGUUUUCUACUAAGGUUGGGAGCGCGGACAACUCUUCAGGAUAACCAACUACGUACGCCCUUACACAUUGCCUGUGGAAACGGUGACGUAGAAAUCCUAAAGGCAUUACUCGAAACCAAAGACGACGAAAUCACGCGGUCUGUUAGCCUUUACGACAACCAAGGUCAAACUUGUCUUCACACUGCUGUUCUGAACGGUAACAUUGAACUUGUGAAGGUUCUGCUAGAAAACGGGACAAACAUUAACGCUCAUGACCGAAAGAGUGGCCGCACCGCUCUACACUUCGCUGUGGAGACUGGUGAUAAAAGCAUGAUCACAUGUUUGAUAAAGUACUGCGGACUAAAAGUGGAUUCUCGGACCUUUACGCGGAAAACACCGGCACAACUAGCAUACGGAAGUAGGGCAACGAGAGCCGAUGUGGUUGAUCAUCUUCGGCGUUGCCCCAUGUUCAAAGUUUCCGUUGUUCCUUCCGAUUACAAUGAUGAUAGCGAAGAUGGCGAUAAUGAUGAUUUUUACAAUGACAAUACAGACAGCGAGUGAGAGGUCACUGGAUCUUGGUAUCUACUUCUCCAAUAUACUAUUUUGGAAGAAGAUACGAUGGCCCACGAACAAAUCAAAUCAUGUGACCGACCCAGUCUCCAACAUGUUCUAUGAAGGACAUGUGCGAUUCCCGGCGCGUCAUUCAAGUCAUGUGACUGACCAAGCCUCCAACAUGUUCUAUGACGGAACAAUGCGAUUCCCGGCACGUCAAGAAAGUCACGUGACUGACUUAGCUGUGGCUAAUGUAUGACUUGUAAAAUUGAACUGAUAUCUAAACGUACGUUACCAUAACACUCAUUGUUAUGGAAAUAGUAUAAUUAUUCAAUGAUAAUUAUACAUGACUUUGUGCAUUAAUGCAUACAUAAAGGUCAAGGUUACGGCCAUGUCAUGCAGAUGACAAACAUAACUCUGACACCAGCGUACGGCAGCACAAAAAAUAGGUUCUGUUUUGUAUGUGUAUACUAUUGUGAUACCAAUUGAAACAAUACAAGUGUUUGAUGUUUGAACUAUUUUAGUAUCUAAUUUAACCAUAUGUGCAUUCGUGAUUUUGUGAACGUAAUCACAUAUAUCGAAUAUGUACACUAAAUUUCAUCAGGUUUAUGACCAAUGGCGAUGCUACUGCGCAGAUCAAUUGUACUAUGUUGUUAUCAUUACUUUUGUUGAUUGUAUGAAUUUAUAUAUAUUUGUUAUUUGUAUAUAAAAUAGUAGUAACGUUGCACAAACAAUACAUGCAGAUAGAAAAUGUAACUGUGUGAUACUCAAUUAAAACAGAAAAAACGUUCACUGUAUCGGUUUCAUACUUAGAGUCACAUAUUGUACAAUUUCACCAGAUUCAAUUUGUCGAUUGGAAAAACGUUACUCGUAAAUUCUAGAUUCAAAUUGUCAUACAUGUGAAGCUUGCCUAGUAUAUCUGAAGGAAGC
Messenger RNA from Dreissena polymorpha, 2741 nucleotides. Its product is annotated as NF-kappa-B inhibitor alpha-like. The record is from RefSeq and is a predicted model, not a curated record. Gene Ontology annotation, molecular function: protein binding. The transcript has 2 exons. Bases 537 to 1820 code for a protein of 427 amino acids. NCBI's taxonomy places the organism in Eukaryota, Metazoa, Mollusca, Bivalvia, Myida, Dreissenidae.